CCGCUCUCUCUCUGCGUCAGAUCCCUUUUACCACAAGGAAAACGCACCCGGCGAUGCUCCGUAUUGGCGUGGAUACGUGUGGAUUAAUGCAAAUUACUUGAUCCUUCGCUCCCUCUGGCACCUUACCCGCACUGUUGGCCCUUACCAAAGUGAAGCGAAGGAGCUCUACACUAGAUUAAGAGAUGCCCUUCUACGUACAAUUUUGGGCCAGUACCAGACGACAGGCUACUUUUGGGAGCAGUAUAGUGAUGUUGAUGGACAAGGAAUGCGAUGUCAUCCAUUUACGGGAUGGACAGCGUUGGUCUUGAAUAUCAUGGCGGAGGACUUCUAAGGAUAGGCCAACAACAACAAAUUCACUAGAUAUUUGGACAUGCGCGAAUAAACUAGGAAGUCUAGUGAUGGCAUCGAUAAUUGCGUCUACGAAGAAAUAAAGAAAC
This is a messenger RNA of Nannochloropsis gaditana CCMP526, 437 nucleotides long. It is a transcript of the gene GCS1, whose product is annotated as mannosyl-oligosaccharide glucosidase. The record is from RefSeq and is a predicted model, not a curated record. The transcript is spliced from 2 exons. Gene Ontology annotation, molecular function: Glc3Man9GlcNAc2 oligosaccharide glucosidase activity. Gene Ontology annotation, cellular component: endoplasmic reticulum membrane. The annotation marks the transcript as partial. Gene Ontology annotation, biological process: oligosaccharide metabolic process; protein N-linked glycosylation.